This is a messenger RNA of Opisthorchis viverrini, 3524 nucleotides long. RefSeq lists its product as hypothetical. The record is from RefSeq and is a predicted model, not a curated record. Bases 67 to 2742 code for a protein of 891 amino acids. Gene Ontology annotation, biological process: regulation of transcription by RNA polymerase II. Lineage: Eukaryota; Metazoa; Platyhelminthes; Trematoda; Opisthorchiida; Opisthorchiidae. Gene Ontology annotation, molecular function: DNA-binding transcription factor activity, RNA polymerase II-specific; RNA polymerase II cis-regulatory region sequence-specific DNA binding. The transcript is spliced from 5 exons. Gene Ontology annotation, cellular component: transcription regulator complex; PcG protein complex.
GUGGAGCUUUGAAUAGCACGGUUACCGUUCUUGAGCGUCAGCCUGUUCCUGCGGACUUGGAGGCGAAUGUGGGUGAUUUCUUUACCGGCGACUUUUCUGACCAAUGGCCUCUCAGGGUCAAUUCGGGUGACGUGCCGAGAGCUGGUUUCGCUCCCGAUGAUUGCCCCAUUUCUUGACGAUUCAGGAUUGAAAACAGAAUUCAACGGGGAUUUCAGCUGUAACUGUGACACAGCACCGGAUGUUAUCUCUGAAUUAUCCUUCGACUGUAACGAACUGUAUUCGGAAGUGUGUAGCAAUGAUUCCUAUGGCGACUUAUUUUUGAUGGACUCCAAUGAUUUACUUGGUGUGAGAGAAGAAGUCGUUGGUGACGAGAAGGGCGAUCACAAUACAUUAGUUCCAGACGGCGACGCAGACCUUUGCACUCUCCGAUACGCUUGCAGCGGAUAUGAUAAACAUGAACCCGAUGCUUCCUCUAACCACUUACAUCCAACCGGUGCCCUCCCUCCAGUGUUGAUGAAGAACGAGCCACAGGAUCAUUUGUUUCGUGACAUGGGUCUUUCAGCCUUUGUGGAUACACCUAGGCCUUUUACACAACGGAGCAAACACAACUGCGUAGGGGGUGCGGGUCUUGAAUAUCCUUUUGAGGAUCGUAGCACAAGAUUAGUUUCGCGCCGUUUGAAGAUUGAUGAUGACGAGUUUGUCGGUGCAAACGGCAUCUCCGCUUCUGAAGCCUCAGUAUCCGAGACGACAAGAAAAUCACGCGACGGAGCCCGUGAACUGAAGGAAUCGAUGGCCACUCUCAGCAGAAUGAAGAAACCAAGUGGCCAGUCCUCUGCACAAAGUCGCUCCCUUCGGCCCAAGGUGCAUUCGUACCCCGUUGUCCCUUUCACCACUCCCGCAAUGAGAGGACCCUUACCCCCUAGCUCUCAGCGUCAUCUUUCAUUCGUUACGGUUCCCCGUCCACAGCAUAGAAUACCGGCCAGUUCCAACAUGAAUGCUAGUCGAUACAGACGUCCCAGACAUCUUUCUAUCCGUUCAGGAGCUGCCAUACUACGCCCCAAGGGUACCUCAACUAGAGGGGUCAACAAAACCACAUAUUCCACGCAGUUACGUACAACAGGGUCACAGAUUCCCCCUAACUCCUUUUCAUCGUUCUCUCCACCUGUGUCUCCAAAGUCUAACAAUCCAAUUGCAUCCACGGGUGCUUCAGCAGCACCAAUGGCGAGCCUCCCGUGGCUUCAACAACUGACUGUGAUCAAUUCGAAAUCGGUGUUGCCGCUUAGAAACAACCCAACUACUUUGCUUUAUACAACGUAUCCGGCGGCUAACAUCGCCGCAGCUAACAAGACCAGAUUCUUGGGUAGAACUGGUCUAUACUUGUCGAACGGCAGUACCAGAGUGAACUUCCCGGCCCAGUUAGACUCUGCCGUGAGUACGUCUAAAUUGGCCUCGGUCGUAGCCGCGGCGUUCAGCACCUCUAUCCAGCGUCCUCAUAAUUGCACUCAUCGCCGAACCGUUGCAUGUCCGCAGCUAGGCUGUGGAAAAACGUUCCGAGACACGUCUUCCAUGCGCAAACAUCUCCACACACAUGGUCCCCGUGUACACAUCUGUGCGGAAUGUGGCAAAGCGUUUGUGGAAUCUAGCAAGCUGAAACGCCAUCAGUUGGUUCAUACGGGGGAGAAGCCUUACCAGUGCACGUUUGAGGGCUGCGGCAAACGAUUUUCCCUGGAUUUCAACCUGCGUACUCAUCUGCGCAUCCAUACGGGUGACCGGCCGUAUCCGUGCCCGCAGCCCGGAUGUAGCAAACGGUUCGCCCAGUCUACCAAUCUGAAAUCCCAUCUGGCAACUCACACCAAACUCCGUGUCGCAAUCUCCACAACAGCGAUCAUUGGUCGUCCUUCUCUGCAUCACCACCAACUUUCACGAUCCCGACAGCGAGCUCUACCGACAGGGUUCGAGAUAAACGCGCCGGAGGCAUUAGGCGAACGAAUUAGUCUCAGCAAUAGUGGUCCGUUUUCUCGCCUACAAUCGUUGCACACCGCCAAUUCACCUUUGCUUGCCGGAAAUGAAUCAACGUAUUCUUCUGAUGGAGUCAAUACGGUCUCUGAAACUUACUGGCAAACACUACCAACGACGGUUUCCUCUGUGGGUCCUCCCGACUCGUUGUCCGACUCUGGACUUUCUUUAUCACCUUCGUCAUCGUCUACCUCACCAUCAGGACUAAACAGUCCCAUCUCAACUGCACUCAGGCUGUCGCCCAUCAGAAUGUGUACGUCUCCUCUGCCUUUCAGACAAAAGUCCAUUUCAAUCGCGUUCCAACGAGACCCUAAUGUGGAAGUGAAACAUGAGUCGAAAGUUUUGAAGCCUAUUUCAUCCUCCGACGCUGAUUUGGAUAACACUUUCGAUAAACCGGAAAAUACAGACCAGCUACCUGAUGGAACACCUUGUGAGCCCGAUUGGACACUUUUCGGCCCGGAGCUCGUGCUCAGCCAAGAUAGUCCUGUCUCUCAGCUUACUGCUCACACGAGCUCUAGCCCACCGAACAGUGACCAGCAGCCAACUCCUCGUGUUGACACAGACUCGCCAUGUGAAGCAGGAACCGACACCUCGUCACCCUCAGCAACGCGACCUACGCAUCCACUUUGCCCACUAGUUUCCUACCGACCUGUGACGCGUAUGCGGCUUUCCGGGACUUUCUCCAUCUUGACGCACAGACACUCCCGUCCCUUAUCCAAGGCCUAAAUAAUCAACAGCAGCAACGUGUAUGGUGAAUUCAGGUAUCCCUACGACUGCCCACCUACUGGAUCUUUUCUUACUGUGAUUUUUUUUCGUGAAGUCCGUUGACUAUCAUACUACUUUGUCUCCUCCCAUGGUCUUCACGUAAACGACACAGGAGGCUCUAGCUUCACUCGGUCGCCAUGUACGCUUAUUUCUGAGCUUAGUAGUAUGUUAGUUUUUUGCUCGCUCUCUCGCUCGCCCGCCCUCUUCGUUAAUCGUUGUUGUUUUUAUUGUCUGUCUUUCUAUUCGUGCCAACCAUUUGCUGUCCCAUAUUCACAAACACCUAGGUGUCAUGACUUUUCCAUACUCAAUGCAUUUUACACUUAUCAAGUUGACCUGUUUCUUCGCGCCCCCCCCCCGACGAUGGUGAUGAUUUGAUUAGCAUGCAUAGUGCAAUACUCCUUACCUCAUUCACAUAUUUACCCAUAUUUACUUUCUCGUGUUGAUUGAUUAUUUUAGUUGGUUCUUCUCAUAUUACUUACCCUAGUCUGUUUUGUGCAAUACCUCCCCCCUCAUCGCUCUCAAAUCUCUUGUUUCUGUCCCAUUCCAUCUUAGCCUGUAUCAGCUAACAAGACUGGUCUAUCAAGAACGUCCUAGGCAUUCCUUCCUCCCGAUACCGACUACUCCUAGAACUAAUUCCCGUGGCGCCCAAGAUCACGGUGAAUGACUUGGUCGAUAUUAUCUUUUCUGUGUUUUCGCUCUAUUAUCGAAGCCGUUCUCUUUUACUACCGUUCGGUACUUUCCAG